AUGAAUAACAAAUUUGUAAUAUUAUUAAUUUCAACUAUAUUAAUUAUUUCAAUUACAUUUGUAAAAUGUGAUGAUUUUGAUCAAUCAAAAAAAGCAGAGUUUAGUUUUUAUUGUGAUACAAAUUGUGAUAGUGAUAAUGAAAAUCCUGAUGUUGUAACCUUGGAUGUUGGAUCUUGUCAAUCUUAUAGUGACCAUUGUCAAAAGAAUCCACAAUCAAUCAAUAUUUUUACAAGUUAUAAUAUUACAACUCAACUCUAUACCUUUAAUGCAUCAAGUCCAUCAAAUGCUCAAUGUACUGGUGGUAUUUCAGGUUAUCCAGAUCAAACUGUUUCAUGUGAUCAAUGUUUUACUUUUAUGGGUGGUAAUAGAGCAACACUUAGAUGUAGUGAUUCUUCAACCUUAUUAUCUUCAACUCUCUUUGUAAUUUCACUUGCUCUUUUUGUUUUAUUAUUUUAA
Messenger RNA from Dictyostelium discoideum AX4, 456 nucleotides. RefSeq lists its product as hypothetical. Bases 1 to 456 code for a protein of 151 amino acids. The transcript has a single exon. The record is from RefSeq and is a predicted model, not a curated record. Lineage: Eukaryota; Evosea; Eumycetozoa; Dictyosteliales; Dictyosteliaceae.